AAAUUCACAACAAAAAAAACGUCCCCAAAAAAGAUCAAAAAACCCUAACCUCUCCGAUCGAAUCAUCGAGCAGUCGCCGCCGCCGCCGCACCACGGCCAUGUCUCCGGCCAUCGCCGCGGCCUCUCAGGAUCGGUGAUCCCCUACUCUGUUGUUCCAUUUCUUUGGCGUAAUAUGAGGGUUGCCGCCUCCGAUCCGUCCCCGGCGCCGGCGAGGUCGAUGCUGAAGCGGCUGUUCGAUCGCCAGCUGCUGAGGGUGUCCCCCGCCGAGCGGAUUCCAGCGGCGGCGGCUGGUGUUGGGGGUGAGAAGGAUGAGGUGGAGCCGAGCUCGGUGUGCCUGGACGGCAUGGUGCGCAGCUUCUUGGAGGACGGGAGCGGCGGCUUCGCGGGCGCGGGCGUGGGCGCCGAGAAGGCGGGGCAUGGCGCGCGGCGCUGCAACUGCUUCCACGGCGGCGGUAGCUCAGACGACGAUGACGAUGAGGACGACACCGCCGCGAACUCCGACGUCGCGGAGACGAUCAAGGGGCUCGUGCACUGCGCCACGCUCCGGGAGCGCAACCUCCUCGCCGACGUCUGCGCCCACGCGGAGCGCCACCGCGCGGCGGGGGCGAGGAGGCGGGAGCUGCUUGGCCUGGUCGCCGCAUCGCUCCGCGCCGCCGGGCACGACGCCGCCGUCUGCGUUUCGCGCUGGGACAAAGCCCCCUCCCACCCCGCCGGCGAGCACGCGUACGUCGACGUGCUCCUCCCCGCCGCCUCCGACCGCGGCGCCCGCGAGCGCGUCCUGGUCGACGUCGACUUCCGGUCCGCCUUCGAGGUCGCCCGCCCUACCAAGGCCUACCGCGCGCUGCUGCAGCGGCUGCCGCCGGUGUUCGUCGGCAAGGACGACCGCCUCCGCCUCCUCGUCGCCGCCGCCGCCGACGCCGCGCGCGCCAGCCUCAAGAAACGUGGCCUCCACCUCCCGCCCUGGCGCAAGCUCGAGUACAUGCGCGCCAAGUGGCUGUCCCCUUACGACCGCGAGCCGCCGCCGCCGCCCGACGAGCCCGCCGCCGACGAGGUCGCCGGAGAGGAAACCGCCGCCGCGUAACAAAGAGGUGCCGCUUGGAAUUUUCCACCUCCAGGAGGACCUAAACGCAAACUUAAUUUUCUUCGAUUUUACCAAAUUUUCUUUUGGGAAUCUCAAGUAUUUUGGGGAGUGAGAAGAGUAUGUAUUACGCGAAAUGGUGUAGUGUAGUGUUAGUAUUAGGCAAAAAAAAAAAGAAGUGAAAAAAAAUAUUUUGGUUAGGAUCGGAUUAGCACCCUCUUUUGAUCCAAAUUAUAAAAGCAUAUAUUUUUGAUUAGGUAGUAGCUUGAUCUUGAAUCUUGAUACUACUACAUGUUGAGAAUUUGGCCACUAGGCUCCUGUUUGUUUUGAAAUUUUGUAAUAGUAACCAACAGGUUGCCCAGCAGAGACAAAGUUGAGGCAAGAGAUGAACAUCACACACGAAGCUGUUGAUUUCUAUGUUUGAGUUUUGAUCCCUACAAA
Molecule: messenger RNA, 1519 nt
Organism: Oryza brachyantha (malo sina)
Lineage: Eukaryota; Viridiplantae; Streptophyta; Magnoliopsida; Poales; Poaceae
Exons: 2
Coding region: 173-1081 (302 amino acids)
Source: RefSeq, a predicted model, not a curated record